Messenger RNA from Oxyura jamaicensis (ruddy duck), 2135 nucleotides. Its product is annotated as E3 ubiquitin-protein ligase TRIM7-like. The coding region runs from base 333 to 1841 and encodes 502 amino acids. The transcript is spliced from 7 exons. The record is from RefSeq and is a predicted model, not a curated record. NCBI's taxonomy places the organism in Eukaryota, Metazoa, Chordata, Aves, Anseriformes, Anatidae. Gene Ontology annotation, molecular function: protein binding; zinc ion binding.
UGUUUGCUGCAGAACCAAUGCUGGCCCCCACGUGUGCUUUCCCAACCUUCCCAAAUCCUCUUCCCCCUUUCCAAGGAUGCCCUUCUCCAUUUUUUCCAAGCCAAGCCCCCUCCAAAACCCCCCUUACUCCCAUCCCCAGCUCCUCCAGGGUGAGGAUCUUGCCCCGAUUUUUGGCAGGGAUCCCUUUCCCCAUCCUUGGUGAAGACCCCCAGCGUGUGUAGACCCAUUCUGCCAACCCAUGGGCACCCGUGCAGAUAUUUUGGGCAUCACCUGCUCUCCCCUGUCCCACCCCAGGAUCAUCUCUAGCUCUGCCCACCCCGAGCGCUGGGGUGAUGGGAAGGGAAACGCCUUUCCCUCGCGCGGAGGAAAAUGAAAGUCGGUGGCUCGCGGUGGUUUGCACCGGGGGCCCCAUGGCUGCACCCAGCCCUGUCGCCAAGCUCCCCAGCGAAGCCUCCUGCCCAAUCUGCCUGGAAUAUUUCCGAGACCCCGUCUCCAUCCACUGCGGUCACAAUUUCUGCCGGGCGUGCAUCACCCGCUGCUGGGAGUGGUCCACGGCGAAUUUCUCCUGCCCUCAGUGCAAAGAGACGGCCCCGGAGAGAAGCUUUCGUCCCAGCCGGGAGCUGGCAAGGGUCCUCGAAAUAGCCAAGAGGUUGAGUUUGCAGGCAGCCAGAGGGGAGGCGGUGGAGGAGGAAGGAUGCGAGAGGCACCGGGAGCCUCUGAACGUCUUCUGCAAAGACGACGAAACCUUCAUCUGCAUGAUCUGCCGGGAGUCCCGGGUGCACCGGACUCACACCAUGCUUCCUGUGCAGGAGGCUGUCCAGGAAUACAAGGGACAAAUCCAAGCCCAUCUGCAAACACUGAAGGAAGACAGAGACAGACUCCUGGGCUUUCGAGAGGCUGAAAUGAGGAGAAACUGGGAGUAUUUAGAGAAGACAGAGGCCGAACGGCAGAAGGUUUUGGGCACGUUUGAAGGGCUGCGUCUCUUCCUGGAGGACCAGGCACGUUACCUGCUGGCUCAGCUGGCGGAGCUGGAGAGGGCCGUGGAGAAAAUGCAGGAAGAAAACAUCACCAACCUGACAAAGGAGAUCUCUCACCUGGAUACCCUGAUCCAGGAGAUGGAGGAGAAGUGCCAGGAGCCAGCAAGUAAAUUUCUGCAGGAUAUCAGAGGCACCUUGAGCAGGUUUGGAAAGGAAAACUUCCAGCAGCCCACGCUGCUUCUUCCAGAGCUGGAAAAUAAAAUCAGUCACUUCAGGGAGAAAAAUAUUGCUCUAGAGGAGACUCUGGGGAACUUCAAAGACAUCCUGAUGUUUGAGCUGCCUGAAAAGAUGAAUGUGACCCUGGAUCCAUCCACGGCUCACCCCCAGCUCGCCGUGUCGGAGGACAGGAGGAGCGUAAGGUGGGAAGAUGCGCAGCAGGAUGCACCUGAUGAGGGAUUUGGCCCCGAUCCCUCCGUGCUGGGCUGCGAGGGCAUCACCUCAGGGAGAUGUUGCUGGGAGGUGGAGGUGACACCCAAAGGCUCCUGGGCUGUUGGUGUGGCCAGGGAGUCUUUGAAGAGGAGAGAAGAGACCCCUGUGAGCCCUGAGGUUGAGCUGUGGUCUAUGGGUCUGUGUGAGGACCAGUUUUGGGCUCUCACCUCCUUUGAGCGCACGCCGUUAUCCCAAAUCCAGGUCCCCAGAAGGGUCCGGAUCACCCUGGACUAUGAGAGGGGUCAGGUGGCGUUUUUUGAUGUUGAUAGGAAGGCCUUGAUCUUCAUUUUCUCAGCAGCCUCAUUCAAAGGGGACAGUGUUCACCCCUGGUUCUUGGUGUGGAGUGAGGGGUCUCAGAUCACGUUGUGUCCCUGAAGCUCUCCCUUCUUACCCAAACACAAAUUUUAUGUCCCCAACACCCCCAUUCCUAGCACUUUGGAGGACUCCUACCACAUUCCUAGCUGGCCUUUCUGGCCUCUUUUCUGGCCUUCUCAAUGACCCCAAAGGGCUAGGUGUCUCUGUGGGCUGCUAUCCCAAACUGUAAUUGCCAGAUUGGGGUAUCGGUGGCUGACAGAUGGAGCCACAUCUGCCCCAAAACUUCUUGCACCAGACUGGUAGCUUCUCCAGUCUUAAGGUUUCAGAUGAAGUAAAAAGGUUUACAUGCUGUGA